Molecule: messenger RNA, 4392 nt
Organism: Neodiprion fabricii
Lineage: Eukaryota; Metazoa; Arthropoda; Insecta; Hymenoptera; Diprionidae
Gene: ninaB
Product: carotenoid isomerooxygenase
Exons: 10
Coding region: 273-2114 (613 amino acids)
Biological process (GO): carotene catabolic process; retinal metabolic process
Molecular function (GO): carotenoid dioxygenase activity; beta-carotene 15,15'-dioxygenase activity
Source: RefSeq, a predicted model, not a curated record
ACCGCCGAGCCUUGCGGAUGAUCUAAAUUUGCAGUCUCGCAGUAUUAAUGCGUCUUCGCAAUACUUCAUCACACUUGAAAGAAAUUUCUCUCCGUUCUAAAACACGGCGAGUAUCUCGCUUAUGUUUUGACGUCAUGAUCAACAUGCCGGUCAUGGCAUCUUACGGUACGUGCAUAUCCAUGAAUGAACUGCGCAAAUAAGAACAGUGGGCCAAGUAUUGAUUACAGCGGCUAACCAUCGUCAAAGUGUAUUGUCCGUAUACGUAUUUCCCAAUGUCAGAUGUUUGUGAGAAUUCGAGUUCCGUCGUGGAGGACGGAUCGCCUCCGAGAAUCGCUACUUUUUUUACGAAAAAAAUGGAUCAAGACGUUCCGAAGUUGCUGGAUCGCGAAGACGCGUUCUUCUGGCCAAAUUCUGACCCGACGGUAUGGAUGAGGUCAUGUGAACACGAAGUUAUCGAACCGAUGUCAGGGAAAAAUUUCGGCACUAUGCCCACCUGGUUGAAAGGGACUUUACUGAGGAAUGGACCGGGGAGUUUGAAAGUUGGCGAAUACAGAUUCGACCAUUUAUUCGACAGCUCAGCGCUACUGCACAGGUUUGAGAUAAAGGAUGGAAAAGUGACUUAUCAGAGACGGUUUGUCCAGACUGACGCUUACAAGAGAAAUCAUGCAGCCCAAAGGAUAGUUCUAUCUGAAUUUGGAACGAGCGUCGUACCGGAUCCGUGUAGAACAAUUUUCCAAAGAGUGGCGGCUGUUUUCAACGCCGAGGACACGAUGACUGACAAUUCGAUGAUAUCGGUCUACCCAUUCGGUGAUGAAUUUUACACCUUCACCGAGGCGCCAUUCAUCCAUCGGAUAGACCCGGAGACUUUGGAAACGAAAAGCAAGCUUUGCAUAUCCAAUUACGUGGGCGUAGUUAAUCACACUGCGCAUCCGCAUGUAAUGACCGAUGGGACCGUGUAUAACCUCGGGAUGAGCAUCACGGCACGAGGACCUGCCUACAGUGUGAUUUGCUUUCCACCAAACCGCAUCACUGUCGACAAAACGGGGAACGAGAAGAAACUGUCGAUGUUCGAUCAGGCCACCAUUGUUGCGACCGUCCACUCGAGAUGGACGUUGAAUCCGUCGUACAUGCACACGUUUGGAAUAACCGACAAUUACUUUAUAAUCAUCGAACAGCCACUGUCCGUCGCAUUGCUGACCAUGGCAGUGAGUCAGUUUACGAAUGAUCGUUUAUGCAGUUGCCUCAAGUGGUACGAAAACGAAAAGACUCUGAUACACCUGAUCUCCCGGAAAACUGGUCUGAUCGAGAGAACUUUCGUAGCGGAGCCGUUCUUCUUCCUUCACAUAAUCAAUCAGUUCGAAACCAGUGACGGAAAAUAUGUUGUUUUGGAUGUUUGCUGUUACAAAGAUGCAAAAAUGCUCGACUGCAUGUACAUCGACGUUAUGAAGGACAUGCAUUCAAACCCUGACUACGCGAAGUUGUUUCGUGGCCGACCAUUGCGUUUCAUAUUGCCAAUUGUUCCUCUAACGGCUGACGUUCCUAAGGAAUACGACUUGAUCGAAGAUCCAAUCGAGUGUAGAAAUCCGGUGAUAAUUACCGACAGAGAUAAGACGAAGGAUGAAGCAAAGGAAGAUUUGAACGAGAAGUCUGCAGUAUUUGAUGGUAUUGUUCGAAAGAAAGCCACGGCGGAACGACUUUCGAAUGGAAAAGUUUUCGUGAGCCCGGAAAUGCUUUGCGAUUUAGGCUGCGAGACACCCAGGAUAAAAUAUUCUCUCGUGGGAAAAGAGUACAGAUAUUUUUACGCCAUAUCUAGCGAUGUUGAUAUGGACAAUCCAGGAACGAUCAUCAAAGUGGAUACUGUCACGAAAACUACGAAAACUUGGUGCGAGAAUAACGUUUUUCCUAGUGAGCCGAUAUUCGUUCCAAAUCCAAACGGAAAGAAAGAAGACGAUGGUGUCAUAGUUUCGGCUCUUAUCUGGGGACAAGAUCGAGAAACUGAGGUUGGGCUGUUGGUGUUGGAUGCAGAAACGUUGGAGGAAAUAGCUCGUUCGACGUUCGAUACGCCGGGACCAGUGCCGAAAUGUUUGCACGGUUGGUUUGACUUGAAAAUAUAGAACUCAAACCGCAGAUGUUCCUUGCCACACAGUUUCUACAGUUUGGUAAUAUCGCAGAAGUUUUGUUUCUCCGGGCACCAAAUGUUCCGCAUGUUACUGCGGAAAGUCUUGUGGUUACAUAUGUUCGCAUUAUCAUCAACGAAGAUUAACAGCAGCCAGACAGAAAGCAUGAAACGAACCAAAGCACAGACCCUCAGAUUGCCAGUAACAUAUUGUACUUUAUGGUUAUGCAUAUUGAGAGGGAGAGGUGAAACUUAACACACUAAUCUCCUGACUAAGCUCGCGAGCUUUGUCAGAUUUUCAUCCAGGGUGGCCACUUCAAGCUUCAGCUGUCAAAUGCAACUUAUAGAGGUUAUGGAGGUGAUGCGAAUUUUUUUAAGCCAACCUCAAAUAGAUAAUGUAGUGAUUCGAAAAAGGCAAACUUUCAUUGUUUACCGGGUGACUGGUAAUGAUGCAUAUGUGAACAUUUUUGAAUAACGGUUAUUUUUCGAUGAAUUUUGACCAAAAUUGGUACACCACCGGUUUGGUGGUUGCUGAAUCCGAAUUUGAAAACAGAAUUGCAAAAUUCGAUAUGAGAAUUUAAAAUGGCGGCUUUAAGUACCGGUAAUUAUGACUAAGCAUCGGCACCUUUGUACCAGAAAGUCAAGCAGUGGAAUUAAUCUUUUGAAACUUGUAACUUGGGGGUUUAUGGGGUCGCUGAUGAUGAGUCCGUUAUCAGAAUAGACGAAUCGCAAAACGGAGAGUCCAAAAUGGUGACGGUAAUAUUCGAAAUCCCUACAGGUAAACCAAAUUUCGAACUUGAAUAAAACAAGAAAAAAUUCAUAAUAAAACUGCAAAUUCACCCCAACUCACCCUCAAGGGAUGGCAAAUUCAAAAAAUUCAAAAAUCUGUAAAAACUCGUAGCAGUCAACCGGUUAAGUGACUGAUGACUACUCUGAAUCAUCAUGACAACACAAUUUAAUUUUGCCACUUAACGCGGGGGAAUUAGAUACCUCAAGCCUCCUUUCGAGUAAGUUGGCUGCCCUGUCUUGCAGACGGAAAUAUUGCUGUGGUACGAUCUCGUCGACCAAUAAAGUUUAAUUGUUUGGCGCAUGCGCGGUCCGUCGUUCGGCCUAUUAAAUUUCGGUAUGCUACCUUCCGGUAUGAUUACACAUGGAUUAUUAUUUCCCGUGCGUAACUUUUACCUUCGCAUCUUCUUUCCGUACAACUGCUCGAAAGGUACUUAAAACGUAACUGCGACAUAUAGGUACAAUUUUAUGUUAAACAACAUUUUGUUAUCCAGUUGCCAGAUAAAAUACAAUCCUAUUUUAUCAAAAAUAAUUGCAUAUAUUUCUUUAGCGAUUAAAUUUGAAAACGUCUAACGUUUUCUCAUCGUUCACCAAACUGAGCACUUCUUGAAAGGAUUCAUUGGCGUCCCAACGGGACACCCGUAAACUUUGGCAAAGUCCUCGGAAUUCGACAGAGUUCCAAUAACGCGAAAUUUCCCCGGCGAAUGAACCGCCGUUUUCAAUUUGUUGCGCGUUGCUUCUGGUCUCAUGGAUCCGCACCAAACUUGCGCGAAGUUCAGGAAAAAUAGCUGCUUCCCCGUCGCGCUGAUUCCCGGCAACGUUUCGUUAACCUCCCCGUUCGCGUUCAACCAUCUCUGAUAAGCCUAAAAGUGAAUCCCCACCCGUAUUUGCGAUUCCGUUUUGUUUUCUCUAUGCUCCAUCGACUUACCCUGAAUGCUUGUUUGAUUCCUCCGUUAUCCGCGAUGUUCUCACCCUGCGUGUUUACUCCAUCAAUCUGCAUCCCCACCUCAGUCACGGUAUAGUGACUAUACUGGUCUGACAAAUGCGGACAAAGACUAUAAAUUGUAUCUAUGUUUAUUGUAUUAUCUUAAUAAUGAAUGGGCCGUACCGUCGGAUUCAAACGUUAGGAAAACAAGAGAAAUCGUUUGAAAAAUUUCCACCAGUAUUAUUUUCCCACUUGUUUUGAAUAGGAAUGAAACAACGUCUCUGGUAUGUAAUAGACAUGAUUCCGAGGGAACUCUAACAACACAAGCUAGGGUAUCAAGAAGUAAUUGAUAAAAGAUUUUAUAAUCGGAACAUUCAAAAUUAUUAAACUCUUGUGUUUAUCAAUUCGAUUCUAAUGACUUUGGAAACAUUUUUGUCUCUGACCGUAUCUCCACAAAAUGUCAACGAGGUUAUAGUGACUCGCUUUAGCCGCUACUGUGAGAAGCCGUAGCGUUUUGAAAUUAUUUUGAAAAAUUGUUAAUAAAAUUCAUGAGUCUCGGUUUCAA